This is a messenger RNA of Owenia fusiformis, 2334 nucleotides long. The record is from the annotation of a GenBank genome assembly. NCBI's taxonomy places the organism in Eukaryota, Metazoa, Annelida, Polychaeta, Sabellida, Oweniidae.
UCUAACUCGAUGGUGGAGACUUUGAGCAAGCGAUGUUUUUCACCACAGAGACAUGUAGCACUAUGAUAUGAGAUGAGCACUAUGAUAGGCCAUAUAAACACAGUAAGAAAUUUACAAGACAUCAAAGAACAUCAGUCAUAAAGAAAAGAAACCUGAACAAUCUCAAACUAAGUCAUGUAAUGUCAAAAGAAACAGUGUCCAAUAGACUAAUUAAUCCAGAUAACAUCCGAAGAUGAGCGUAGAUAUAGCUGAAAUAUGUGAAAAUACAAAGAUGGGGAGGGAGUAUGCAUUGCUGGGAAACUAUGAUACAUCACAGGUGUAUUACCAGGGUGUUAUACAGCAGAUUCAGAAACUCCUUGCUUCUAUCUCUGAUCCUGGGAGGAAGGAGAAAUGGCAGAAGGUGAGACAGCAGGUAGCUCAAGAAUAUGAACAUGUGAAAGAUAUAAGUAGCACUCUACAGAGCUUCAAGACAGAUGCCCCGAGACCUGUUAGUGCAGCUGCACCUAGUAAUCAUGGGAACAAUCCUCGCUAUAACUAUGAAGAGCCCACGAGAGACCCUGAUGUAUGGCCCCCUCCCACACCAGUAGAGCACAGGCCAUCACCAAACAUUCGUGGAAAUCGCCCACCGCCAAAAAGAAAUGAACCAUCAAAGGCCCCACCAGGGCGGGCUCAGGCCCCAUCUGGCAGAGGGGGAAAUGACCGCCAAGACCCACGUCGUGGGGCAAGGCCUGGUUAUGAUAAGGUAGAUAAAGACAGGGGUCGUGGUGACGCAAAAGCUGGUGAGAAAGGCCGAAAGAAAGGUGAAAAGGAUGGGGAGUCAGAGGAGAAGAAAUUUGACCUACCAGGCUUUGACAAGGAGUUGGUGGAAAACCUGGAGAGAGAUAUUGUUUCUAAGAACCCCAAUGUACAUUGGAAUGACAUUGCUGGAUUAACUGAAGCUAAACGACUCUUAGAAGAGGCAGUUGUUCUCCCUCUGUGGAUGCCUGACUACUUCAAGGGGAUAAGACGUCCUUGGAAGGGUGUACUUAUGGUGGGUCCCCCAGGAACAGGUAAAACCAUGCUGGCCAAAGCUGUUGCUACUGAAUGUGGAACUACAUUCUUCAAUGUUGCCUCUUCCAGUCUGGGAUCAAAGUAUCGAGGUGAAUCUGAAAAGCUCGUGCGGAUCCUUUUUGAAAUGGCAAGAUUCUAUGCACCCAGCACAAUCUUCAUAGAUGAGAUUGACUCCAUUUGUUCAAAGAGAGGCUCGGAUUCUGAGCAUGAGUCUAGUAGACGCGUCAAAUCUGAAAUCCUCAUACAAAUGGAUGGUGUGUCGGGAGCAGUAGGAGGUGACGAUGCGUCAAACCUGGUUAUCGUCUUAGCUGCAACUAACUUCCCCUGGGAUAUAGAUGAGGCCUUACGAAGACGCUUAGAGAAACGUAUCUAUAUCCCCCUCCCAGAUGCCGAUGGACGUGAACAGCUUUUGAAGCUGAACUUGCGUGAAGUUGAGCUUUCUGAGACUGUUAAUCUGUCUUCUAUUGCUGAGAAAAUCGAGGGCUACUCUGGAGCAGAUAUCACUAACGUUUGCAGAGACGCUGCUAUGAUGUCCAUGAGACGUAGGAUCCAAGGCCUAACACCUGAACAAAUCAGGCAGUUGCCCAAAGAAGAACUUGAUCAACCUGCCUCAGCCAAAGACUUUGAGGAAGCUUUAGCUCGAGUUUCCAAAUCUGUCUCCAAAGAUGACCUGCUGAAGUAUGAAAAAUGGAUGACUGAGUUUGGAUCUGUAUAAUUAACACUGCAAAUGUUUGAUGACAUGGGUCUGAUGAACAUGUUAUGCAGACAACUAAGAAACCAGUUGAACUGAAACUCUUAAGACAAACCUUGUAACACUCCAAAUAACAUGUAUAUCACAUUUCAAUCAUAACGGGAACAUGGACUUCAUUGACUUCAGAGUAUAAUGGUAUAAUCAUAUAUAUGAUAUUUUAUAAGCAUAUUGAAUAUAACAUUGCUUUCAUCAUCAUCAUCAUAUAGCUCAAUAAUAACAAAAUAGCUUGUAAAUAUGCAUUUUAUGAAACUAUGUAGUACCACUUUUAUUUAAGAAAUAUAGGCAGAAGUGCAGGGGUAAUAUUGUUGAAUACACUCUGCAGCGGGGCUAGGCAGAAACGUUUUCUGUAAGCUUUUGUGCCUAUCCCCAAGGGGUUAUUCGACAAUAUUACACCUGCUCUGAGGUCUAUAUUACGAUUCGAACUUGAAACCUCACCAAAAUGUUUCAAAUAUUCAUUAUGGUCCGCCAUUACUAUGGCCUGCCGUUAUGACGUCACACAUUACUAGUAAUGCCAGGGGUAUUGUUCGUGAAUA